AUGCAAUUUUUCCCUUCCGCGAAGCCGAGAAAUACUCUUCGUGUUUCGGUGGAUCGGGGCGGUUGCCAGGAAACCGAAAAAAUAUGCGUGGAAAAAGACGAAAUCGAAGCCGAAAAAAACACUGUUUUCGUAGGUGGAGAUAGUAGUAUGGGAACUUGUAUUAACCAAAUUAUUAAAGAGGAACUCGAAAAGGG
Molecule: messenger RNA, 194 nt
Organism: Racocetra persica
Lineage: Eukaryota; Fungi; Glomeromycota; Glomeromycetes; Diversisporales; Gigasporaceae
Source: the annotation of a GenBank genome assembly